ACACACAAUCGAUCCAGCGAAUCGCGCGAUUCGUGAUCUCUAUUUUGUACUGAAUUACGUACCGGUACGGUACGGAGCUUUCAGUUUCAGCAUUGCCUCAGCCAGGGUUUGAAUUUGAACAAGUGCUGCAUGCUGUCCAACUUUAUGAACUAGAAGUAGAAGAACUUCCUGCAAUUCACUGCCAAGCUGAGAAGCUCCCGAUAUAUUGAUAUCUGCACCUGACAGACAGUUGUCCCGCUGUUAGUGUUAAUGUUAUUCAGCCGCCAAAUUUUACAACUGGCUGCACAUGCAUACAUGUCAUUAUUACAUAUCUGUACAGGCCCACUCACAGCCUACAGCCACAGGCCUAACUUUACAAUUACAUGCAUAGCAUUUCGCUGAGCUGAGGGACUGCACGUCUAAUGUUGUAAUUUGUAGCGGUGUGACUAUACUAUUAUAGCCCAGUUGUGGCGGUUGGUGCAGUAUUGACAUGACAAUAAAUUUUCUGGUCACCGUUCAGUGGAUCUGCUGAGAACUUGAACUUGGCCCAUCCCAGGCAAGUGGCGAGUUUUUUGGCUGCUGCAGUAAUGAAGAAAUAACAUUACACAUUUCGAAAAGACGACAUUAGUUUCACACAGCAUUAGUCAAUGCUCCAUGCAUCACGUCGCUGACAUUACUGAUUUGAACAAAAAAAAAAUGCCUCUUUCGAUAUGGAGAACUCGAGCAACCUGGCCCUCCAGCUCCAGACCUGGGAAAGUGCUCCAAUUGGUAACCAUAAUAUCUUGUAGAUCGACAUCUUGGGCCAGGUCUACCCAUUUUGACCAUAGACAAAGGGGAGUAUGCUUCAUUAAACAUAUCAGUCUCAACCAUCUGGCCCAGUCUACCCCACAUUUAUUUUCUUGGUCCUUACACAAACGUUUUUCACACUUUGUCCCCUCAAGUCGACCUGUCGAGGAGAGCAGUAUUGAGCAGUUGCAACAAUUUGUAGACAAUUCAAAGCGCUUGUUCGUACUGACUGGUGCAGGGAUUUCAACCGAGUCUGGAAUACCAGAUUAUCGCUCAGAUAGAGUUGGAUUGUAUGCUCGUAGUGAUAGAAAGCCUAUACAGUACCAUGAUUUUAUCCAUAGUCCUUCACGUCGACGGCGCUACUGGGCCAGGAACUAUGUAGGAUGGCCUCAAUUCAGCUCUUUUAUGCCAAAUCAAACCCACCUUGCUCUUGCUGAAUGGGAGAAAGUAGGAAAAAUUCAUUGGUUGGUGACACAAAAUGUAGAUGCGCUUCAUACCAAAGCAGGCAGUCAACGUGUAAUAGAACUUCAUGGCUGCUCACACAGAAUCAUUUGCAUGAGCUGCAAGACCCUGACAAGCAGGAAUGUCCUUCAGGAGAGGAUGAUGGCAGCAAACCCAGACUUUCAUACUGAGAAGCAAUAUGCCCCUGCACCUGAUGGCGAUGUGAUCCUUCCUGAUGAACUUGUUACACGGUUUCAUAUGCCUUCAUGUGAGAGCUGUGGGGGACUUCUCAAACCUCAUCUUGUAUUUUUUGGGGACAAUGUCGACAGAGAUAUCAAGGAGUCGGUCUUUCAGAGAUUGGGAGAGAGCGAUUCAGUCCUUGUUAUAGGAUCCUCCUUAGAGGUGUAUUCUGGAUAUAGGUUUAUCCACUCGGCCUGGGAGCAGAAGAAACCUGUUGCAGUCAUCAACAUAGGCAAGACUAGGGCUGACAAGCUAGGACCACUGAAGAUAGAAGGCAGGUUAGGGGACAUCAUUCCUCGCAUCAGGGUAUCAUGAUGCUAUAUCAAGCAGCGAGCAAACUCAGGAAAUUAGGAGCUGAGCAGCUACGCGUCCUCUUGAAGGUACUUACAAGUACAAUGUAUCAAAUAUGCCUGUAUGUACUGUAUUACUGUAGCAGAGUUCUUGUUGCAAAUAUGCUUUUGGUUUGGAAAAGAAUGGUUGGGGGGGGGGUGUAGUAGGGAAGUUGGAGUAUAUUUAAUGCAAUAAUAUGGCUCUGGGAUAAUCAUGAUUUUCAGAUUGUCCUUUUUUUUCAGAAAUGGAUUCCAGCUUAUCAGUCAAACUAAAUUUAAAGAGGAACCCAACCCAAACAAAAACUUGCUUUUAGAGGAGAAAGAAAAAUCAGACAAGUUAAAAGUGAAAGUUUUAACAUUAUCGGACAAACAAUAAAAAAGUUAUGAAUUUUUAAGAGUUGUGAAUAUUGGUAAUCACUUUACCCAUGGAGACUUCGAAUUGGCCUCAAAUGUGAUGUCAUAGUGAUGUAAGGCAAGGAAUACUGUUCCAUGAUGUACUAUAUUACAUGAAAUGGCUAAAAUGACAUUUUUCUUCUCAAAAGUUUAACUUCAAAUUAUAUUUUUCUUUCAUGAGGACAUAAAACAAUAUACUACCUACAUGUAGGCUAUAUUUAGAUUACAGCCCCAGGGUCAGGGGAAUGGGUACUUGGGAGAAAACCACAAAUCACUUAUAAUAAAGUACAUGGCCUAUGCGAAAGUUGUCCUUUGUCAUAAUUUACUUACCAAGUUGCCAAUUUGAAAUCUACAUAGUCUUAGGAACUCAAUUUCAAAACAGUCAUAACUUCUUAUUGCUUGUAAAUUCUUUUAAAUUUUCACCAUUCUGUUUUAUUUAUUUUUCUCCUUUUAAACACAACAUAUUAUGACCAAGGCUGGAUUCCCCUUUAAGAAUCCAACAUAAUGAUCACCCAAGUGUUUGCUGUGAUAUAGCUGAAUGAGUAUUAAAUUGCUAUAUUCACACAAGAAGUACAUUCUGUGUGUAGAUGUGCCUUUUCAACGUAUUACACAUGCCCAUUUGUGCUUGAUCUUUGCUGGCAAGUUUUUUAGCCAAGUUUUGCCUUUAAUUGACACUGAUAGGCAGAUGAAUGUUACAUGUUUUGUAAGGUUAAGGACAAUUCAGCCCAGCUUCUAAACAAGGGCCAAGUUGUCCCAGCUGUUUCAGUCGAUCAUUAGAUACCAAUGUUUGUGAUUCUGUAUUCAUUUUAUAUGAUUUUUCGCAUUCGCCAUUUCUUGCAAUCGUCUUCGACUCGCAUAAUUUCUGCAUGAUCCUUACACGGCCGAGUUCGUGGUCUGCAUUUUACUCAUAAUGCCGUCAAGGAAGCAAAAGUCAGUCAAGAUAUUUAACCCACCAGGCGCAGCACUACACCCAAAUUAUCGGUCUUUUUAUCGUUUACUAGCACACAUGAUUUGCAUAAAAUGAACAAGUGUAUCUAAAAGGUGCAAAAUAAAGUAAACAAAUUUGAACCGAAAUCUCAGUUAUUACUGUAAUUAAUGGUGUGAAAUCUAAUGAAAUGAAGAAAGUAAUAAAUUUCUAAACCAUACAUUAGUCCGUUGUAAAAAUAAGCUUAAAAAUAUCUUUAGGGAGGCUAUUUAUGUUAGGAAAUAAAAAAAUCAAAGUAAAAAGCUCACCCAAAAUUCAAUUUUUUUUUGACCGGCUACAAAAUGAAUGCUAUGAGUAUUUAAAAAAAUAUCAAUUGUGUAUCCCUGUAAAUCUUGUGCAAUAUAAUUGUGCACAACGAUUAUGUAAAAAAAAGGUAAUCUGAUAUCAAAGUUCAAAAUAAUUGUCUCGCAUCCGAUCCAUUGCAUUAAUCCUAGUGCAUUAAUCCUCAUUGCAGUCCCACAUGUUCAUAUUUGAGUGUGUUGUGUUGUGUGGAAUUGCAGCUCAUUAAACGACCAUGGCGGAUCUUUUGGGGGGAGUGGUAAAAGGUUUAACCCCCUCCCCCUUGGGCUGCAAAGUAAAAAGUAAGUAAUAACCUAUGUUUUGGAGCCCAUUACGUUUUUGUGCUUUUCAAAUUUUUCUGGAGCAAAUAACCUACAGUUCAUAGUAAAACCCCUUUUUUAUUGAAGAUGUGCACCAAAAGUUUUAUAAUGUAUGUUGAUACAAGUUUAAUUAUAGUUUUACUAUUGGGAAUAUCAUUACAAGUGACUUUCCCUAAACUCAAUAGCUCUUCUUCAUUUGUUGGUGUUAAAAACAGGUAAUGCUGAUUAGGAUCUUUUAUUAAGAAAUCAUUGAAUGCUUUACUACAGUCAGGUAUACCCUUUUACAGAUUUGGCCCAAUGCUACAAAAGUAAUGAUUGAAUUUUCAGCAAUCAGAUUUGAAUUCUCAACUAAUUGUCCAUCAAUUUCCAUGGAACAAAUGUUGGAUUUUUUGCCCUUUUAAAGAUAUUAAUCACAAACCAUGAUGAGUAGUAGUUUGCUUAAAUAGUGCAGCUCACACGAGAUUGAUCUAAUUUAGUACUUCUAUAGUGUAACUUGUUUUUCUAAUUUUCUUAUUGAUAGAUUUCACAAGCAAUCUUGUUAUCAAUGGCAUUUGGGAAAUUUCCUUGACUACUGCUCUUCUUUUUACACAAUGGUAUAUUCACAUCAUGCAGCAAUAAAAACUAGCUCAAUAAUUUAUCAAAAGCAAUAUUAACAUUUUGAUAAAGAAAUAUCACUCCAGUCACGGCAGCUAGGGCAGCCUUGAAUUAAAAAAAAAUGUUUUGUGAGUUGCUUCUUCGAACAUAUUUGCAAUGACUAGUAAUAGCUGAAGUUUGUUUCAUUGAAGUCUUAGCAUAUAGAUAGGGAAAUGAUGAGAUAUGUCAGAUAUUAUCAGCAUGAGGAAAAAUAUAUUGUCAGAUAGGGUAGUCGGAUAUUCUUGUGGGUUUCCUGAUUGAGGGAAUCAAAGAAAAAGACACAAGGAGAUUUAAAAAAUCAUCAGAGGUACUAUUUUCAUUACAAAUUAACAAGUUAAGACUAUAAUCACCAAUAAGAAAAAGUGAUUUAUUUCUCAGUAGCGGACUAGACAGUAUGAAAAGAUUGACAUUUCUUUGUGGUGGCCUAUAAAAUACACCCAACAUAAUACUACGUUUAUGUGGGAUAAAGACUUCAACAAAAAGAGUGUCAAGCACAUCAUUCAUAAAAGUAAGUUCUUGAAAUAUUUGGUAGACCAUGGCAGUUGGAAUGUAUAGGGCAACACCCCCGCCUCUCUUACUUUGCCUAUUAUUAGAGACAAGAUCAUAACCUGGUAUAGAAUAUAAGCUCGUGUCAAGGUCAUUAUUAAAUAUUAAACCAUGUUUUGGAUACAAUAAUGGCUGUAAAUCCUUAGCUAAAUCGUUUGAUGAAGGAAGUUAAAUUAUCAAACUCUUACAUAAACUUAAGUAAGGUCGCUUUUCUCUGAAUCACACACUGUUUUGAAAAAUUGAUUUUCUGUACAGAAACUACAAUUGAUUGGAAUUUGUUUAUCAUAUUCAUCAUAUUGUUCCAUAGUACUGACAGAGGAUUCAAAGAAAUUGCUAAUGUUGGCAUUAGCUUCAGUCAUUAAAAAGUAGGUCAAUUACUGCUAAGUGAAUCUGAUGUUUUCAACUCAAUAAUAUGAUGCCAACUGAGUAGUUGGAGUAGCGUAAAAUAAAAUCCAUGCUAGAUAAUAGAAGCAUAGAAAAGAAAAAAUAGAACAAGGAAACGUGAUAAGUAUAAAAUAACAAAAUGCAAGUAUUUUAUAACCAAAAUUGAAAACUAAAAUAUUAACUUAAUCUUCAUGACCUAAGGCAUCUCGCAAGUAAAACAAAGAAAAGUUAUAUCAUCACUUUCCUUUAUCUCAAGUAAUAAAAAAGUCAUUUUAGAAGAUUUUCCCACGGCUCACUGCAGAGGCACAUGUUGUGGAAUGAUUAACUCGUAUUGUUUUCCUCAUAAUAUCCAUCAACUCUGUAUUGCCCUACUCUCCCUCGUUGCGGGUAUGCCGGAUGUACACCCCAUCUUUCUCUGCAAUGUAAGUUAACCAUAUAUAGCCACGAAAAGGGAUGAUACCUAUACCUAACAUGUCGUUCUGGAGAAAGUUUCUUUGAAAUACAAGGUGGCAAGCAGAUGCGAUGGUGAUGCAACUGGAAAAUACAGUAGGUCACCUUCAAACAGUUUUGACAUUUUCAUGAAGAGGGCUCUAAAUUAGAGGCAACACCGUCUUAAAAAGUCCACGUCACUGACGCAGUAGUCAUGGAUUUCCUCAGAUGUGAUGAACUCUUUGCCAGAGGACACCUCUCUAUCUUACCAGACCAGAAACUCUUCUCUCUUCUUGGAGGACAUCUCAGCUGGUUAAUAAUACUGGGCAUCUGGAAUGCACCCUCAGUAAUUUGUGUUUGCUUCUAAAGAAGUGGGGGAAGAACCCAUUCUUCCCUCAACCCCAAACAUGACUGGGAGUCCAGACAGUGGCAUCACUAGAAACUUGGGGGAGUCGAUAGAUCUGGUUUGAUUCAUUGCUCCCUUCAUGCUCAUCAUGCUCAUGAUUUUACCACUUGCCAAAAUCAACUUUGGGAUAAUACAAGUACUCUUGAAGAAAGACACCAUCAUAGCUCUUCUAGUUGUGAGCGAUGAAGGAGGAUCACUUAAUGUCCUCAUCAUUGUUGGUUCAUUUGCAAAAAUUAAACUUUGUCUGGUGACUCUGGUCCUUGAAAAACAAAUUGUUUUUCACCCGCUUUUCCAUAGUUCUUGCAAUUUCUCUCAAACGGUUGAUCGGCACACAAUUUACAAGCCUUUUGUGCCAUGCUAUAUCUGAGAACAUGUUUCCCCGUGUCCUGCAUACACUCAAAGUCAAAGAAUACAAACUUUGAGAUCUUUCUAAAUUUUGCUCUCUUUGCAGUUCUUCCUUGUCCAUAUUUGCUGCAUUUUUUUCAUCAAUGGUUAUGUGGUAGUAACAUGGGUUUUCACUCAGCAUGUUGCACUUAUGCACAGGAUCUACAAACCUACAGAGUUUACAUAUAGUCUCCCCUUGAUCCUGCUUUUUCAAUAUUUAUUUUUGCUACAAAGUGUUUGGCACAGUUCUCAUUACAAGUAGCGUUCACAUAUCUUCAAUAGGUAUCGCUCGUAACAUGAUUUAUAAUUUGAAGUUGCGAUGCCAGCUGUCGUAUUUCACAUGCUCUUCUUCAAAUGCAGGGCCACAUUUGAUGCUAUGGCACAUCUUGCAGGUGUAGAUGCAAUUGUGGUCAUAUUUGCGGCUAAUACCCACAGACACUUUUUGCAAAAGUAGCAUUUAUCAAAGAAUUGUCUCAUGGACGUAGAGAUUGUAUGCUUCCUCUCUUCUGGGCCGGCAUAAAUGAUAAAAUUCAAAUGUUUCAUAGAUACAAGGACAGCACAAUUCUUGCGCUCUGUACUUUCAAAGUUUUUUGUUUCUUUGAUGCAGCAAUUUGUAUUCCUUGGUAUCCCCAUUUCCCUAUACAAGUCCUCCACAUAUAUACAUGCUGCUCCUUAUUUCCCUGGUACUGGCAGUUUGAAUACCAGUAUAGGUGUUUUUCUAUUCGGCAGAUGCCUGUCACAAUCGCCCUCGGGUAGCACUUAUUAUCUUUUAUUUCUCAUAAUGAUAACACUUCUUUCUUGAGUGACUUUUCAGGAAGAUCCUGAUAUUUUUUGGUGGGUCUCCUACCUCCUGGAAAAGCCAUGUGAAUUAAGUUGAAUUCUACAUUUUCAUGUAUGCUCAUUUCUUCAUGGGAUUGGAACGUUGCUUCCAACUUUGAUGCAAACACCUCAUGAUUUAACUGAUCAAAACGGAUAAAUGGCAAGCUUACUGACCUGUUUAAUUCAGGUGCAUUAAAUUCUAAUCGCACAAAAUCCCUAUCUCUUUCUCCAUGUAGCAUCUCAUCUAAUAUUAAUCUAAUCUACAUUGCUUGUUAACAUCUCAAUUACCCUGGGCAUCAAUUUUUGGCCCAUUUCUUUCUACAGGUUGAAAGGAAACUUGAUAAUCUGUUUCAUUGGCAUUGUAUUUCCUAAUAUAUUUAUGACUUACUCUAGUUACAUUAUGCAUAGUAAGUGUGGCUCCUCUGAUGGGAAGUAUUUCCAGGGUGUGAUUCCUGGAAAAUCCUCCAACUCCAAUGUGGCUGGUGGAUGGGCCUAUCAAACCCCCAAAUCCACAACUACCGAAACAUCCCCACUAAUUUUGUUUGUCUUUCCUUGUGAAAGUAUAAUGAUAUUAGAUUGUUAAUUAAGAUUUAUGGUUAAUAGCCCCAUCUGGCAAAAAUCAUUAACUGCAAAAAAAAGGCAGACUGGAGCUGUCUACAUGUACAUAUAACAAAUAAUACAAAUUAACAGAGGUAUAAAAAAUUUAACUUCAUACUGGUCUAAAAGGACAUCAUUAUGCUAGACAUUGCAUGUUUUAACACCAUCAACACAUACCAUUAAGAACCUUGUAAAAGAUUAAAUUUCAUCCUCUCCUGAUAGAGGAGGCAGGAGCAUAAUUUGCUUUCUAGACCUGACUUGUUCUUUUGUUUUGCAACACAUCUGUACUUCAGCAAUACCAUACCAAAGCAAUGUUCACAAUGAAAGUAGUAUUUUGAGUUUGCACCAUAGCAUUCAUGGUUAGCACUGAAUUCUAAUCUGUAAAUUGAUAUGAGCAUUGGGUGGUAUUUAUGCCUUUCAUGUUAUUGGGAUGAUGCAGUAUUACUGGCUAAGUUUUAAUGGAAUGCAUUGUUAAGUGCUCUGGAAGUUUUGGGGAGGGUAAUACUAUACAUGUACAUGUUGGUCACUUUGUCAUACACUUCACCCGACUUGGAAUUAUUUGGCUUCAUGUAACAGCUACAGAUGUAUUGCUUCUUUUUGAUGGAUUCGAUAAGAAAGCGUGUUCAUCUCUUGAAGAUUACUGUCUUGGUAUUGGAAAUAUCAGAUUCAGUUUUAAAAAUAUCAUCUGGGUUUCACCUCUAUACAUGUAUGUUUGUCAGUAUUACAAUCACUUUCUUCUUUGUCCUUCCUAUUUGUGCAUUCUGAAACUGGAUCAUCAUUUUGAACUGGAUCAUGAUUAGUGUACAAAUAAAUGUUUAUCUAGAUAACUUUAUAAAUAAAUGAAAGAAAAGAGAAAAACCUGCCUUCUGUCUUGCUAGAUAAUAAAGAAGAGAGAGAAACCUAGGAGAGUGUGAGACAGAAACUGGCAAUGCAAAAAUUCAGAGUUGCCAUGGUGGUUUCCUGCAAACUUUGAGUUUUAUUUCUUUCAUCCUCUGACAGGAUCUCUCCUUUCAAUCUUAGAUCAAUGAUGUUAGCAAGGUAGUGUGCUGGUAUCAUCACUUUCUUGUGCCUGUUUCUAUUCUUCCCAAGGGCUUCUUUUUCCGCUCUUAGCUUUUUGCCCAUUUCCUUCCAUAUGUUCAAUGCUCUCCCUAUGCUGUAAGCAUCUGUUUGUACCUGGUGAUGAGCAGAAGCAAUGGAUGAAAGCCAAGCCAACAGUUCUUCAGUAGAUCCCUUCAGGGAAAGUUCAAUUACUUUCCUUUCUAACCUUCAGGGGUGCUUUUGAUGAAAAUACUCCUGUUCAGACUACAGUAAUCCAAGGCUAGCUAUCCCAUGAAAAUAUCUUAAAACAUGUAAAAAGAUUUUUUUUAAAGAAGAUAAAAAAAACUCACCGAAUUGAAGCUGAGAUCUAUGGCAUCCAUCAAAUCCAUAACUUUAAUCUAUAAUGUACAGUAACGUGGACUCGUAAAUGUGUCAUGAAUUUUUACUGUUUUUUUUUAGAUUGUAUAUCUGCAAUACUACACAGGGUGCUACAUAACUUUUUUGAAGCGCUUGCCCGGUCGGGCAAGAAAAUUUCCAAAUAUUGAAAAAACACUUGCCCGAAAGUAAAUUUCACUUGCCCGACAAAAAAAUCCUUUAUAAAAUCAUUUUAUAUUAAAAAAUUGGACACUAGAGGUCUAUAGCUUCAAUACACACAAACAACAUGAAGACAGUUACAUAUUUCAUUUUACAGAUGAAUAAUCAUUCUGUACUUUAUUCGUGAUGAAGCAUAACGUUUUCUUUAUGCAUGAUUUACCAACUGCAACAUGGCAUAUGAUAUUGGAAAUAAACAUUUGCACUUUUGUAAUUGACCCUGGCUCUUUGAAUGUGAUGUGAUGAUUGCACUACAAAAAUAUAUGUCCUUACUCUAGUUUAAAUUUGAUCAUGAUGUCAAUCAAUAUCCAGAUGAUCUAUUGAAAAAAAAAAUGAUGAAAAUCCAAAGCAUGAAGGUUUCAUAUGUUUUUAGUUUUGGGGCCGAAAAGGGAGUUUAGUCUGCCAAUUUUUAACCAUUUAAUAAUGCAAAACUUUCUUUAAGACUAGUUGAAUAAGAAAACAAGAUUAAAAUGAGAUUCAAACUUAGAAAAUAUGAAUAAAAGAAAGAACCAAACAAAACAAACAUUUUUAUAUGUUCAGGUAGAUAUUUCAACUUUGUCAAUAUAGAAGUCAAUGCUAAAAACAGAGAAAUUAUGAUUGGCCCUGGUUAGCAAGUAGAAAAUUAAGCUUGAAAGCCCAAGGGGUACGAUAUGCAUAUCCUUUAAAAAAAAACCAAAACGGUUUAACACAAUGGUUAUCAACAGGUCAGGACUCUCAUGCUAUUAUGGAAUCUUUAACAGGGAUAUCCCUAAGGAAUAGGGUUAGAAGAUGUCAUCUUGAGCAUCUAAGUCAUGACCUGUUGAUAGCCAUUGUGAUAUGGGGAGGCUGAGAUGAGCAACAACUUUUUAAAAUUGAAUAAAAAUGAAAAUACAUGUAUGGCAUAAUGUAUGAAACCAGUGGAUGAAGACAAACAAACAAUAGUAACGCUGUAACUGGAGUCAGUUCAAUUAAGCUUGGUUCAAAUUCAAGGCUUCAAUCCUUGAGGCAUCAUGUCAGUUAAUGAUCAUCAUCGUCAGCUCUGGUGGCUGAGGCAGAUGUGGAGACUGUAGUACGUCUUGAUGUUGACAACCACCACUUUUCAACAGCUCUCGAUGGAUCGUAUUGGGCUGUUGAUGGGCCAUGCAUGGAUAUGCACAUCAGUUUGUGAAGCAUGUCUACAGACAACCGUGACCUCCAGUCAGUCUUUGUACGCUUCAAGAGGGAAAAUCCCCUCUCACAGGCUGCUGUAGGGGCAGCAAGAGUAUGAUCUCAAUCACACCCAUCACGUUUGGACAUUCCUCCAUGAGGUCCUCAUCGCUGAAGGCCUGCUUCCAUACCUUGGAACGGCGAGUGUGUGACAUUCUACUAAUAUGUGUCUUUAGCACUGCCCACUCAUGAUGAAUUCUGUUGAUGUUUGUAGGUUCCAUAGCAUCCCUGAAGUGGUCAAUGACGACAUCCACAGCAGCAUUUCCAUAGGCGCCUAGGGUCUCCUCGGUUGGCCAUCUAGUAACAUCGAUGAUAUCACAUGCUGCAAGUAUUAGAUCUGACUGCAUGCUUUCGAAGCGCUUGUAUAGAUGUUCAGCUAUGUCAUCCAGUAUGGUUGAUCUAUUGGCAAAAAAAUGAAAGCAAAAAACUUGUAAGAUGUGAGCUUUGAAGGUUUGUAAAUUGUAAGAAUUACUAAUAGAUGGGCAGACUGACAAAUAAUCUUUGUCACCUCAUUAUAGUUUUUAAAGUCUUCUAUUUCCUAAGGUAGUACUUGAAGAAAAUCAAUGACGUGGACUAACAAGUAAUUGAAAUAUAUGUUAGAUAUCAUUUUUAGAAGUUCAUAUUUUCCCUUCAAUGUGAAAAUAUUAUUUGUGCAUGUAUAUUAUGAUGUAUGAUUAUGAUUUACUGGAUUUAAGCCAUUGGACAAUCACAUAAAAAAAUUAAAUAGAGGAAGGUGAAAUACCUUAGUGCAUUGAGAGAUGUGAUAGCAUCAUCAUGAAGAGGUUCCAUGUCGACACCCUUGUACUGUCCUGAGCUAACUUCCUCCACAAAGGCUCCUUCUGCCUCACCGACUGUAGACUUGAGUCCCAUGAGUCUAAGGUCACAAGUUUUUAGAGCAUUAACCCCUCCUGCAACAGUGAGUACAUCCUCCUGAAGUCUGAGACUAAGUCUGUUCAUAAAAAAUAAAAAAAAUAACUUAUUAAAGAUGUUAAAACGUUUUACAUGAAACGUUGAAAUGAAAUUAAUGUGUGAUAAAUAUGUGUUUACGAUCAGUCCUGUGUAAAUUCCAUGAAAUAAAUUGAUGUUCUUCUAGAAUGAUAGAUCUGUAAAAUUUAAUCUUUAUUAUGCAGGCCUUUUAUCAGGCUUGCCUUUCACAGCAAAACAUUGUUCUUAAGUCUGCAGUAAACUGUAAAUUAUGCAUUCAUAGGGCCUCCUGUACAUGCUACUUACCUACUAAGGAUGUCUAAUACAUCCAUGAUAAAGCAGGAGAACCUCACGAUCCUAUGAUCUUUCAGGAUUCGCAAGGACUUUCUGGCUCGGCCUUGCAUCUCAGCACUUCCAGCUCGCUGCUCUACCAUAUUUUCCCUAUGUGCUGAGAUUGCCUCGAAGCUUUCCAUCAAAGCCCGGAGAGCAGCUUUGAUAUGUGGCAGCCACCUGGUUCCCUGGACAUUACCAGGUCUCAGCAGCCUAGUCUCCAUUACCUCUGCCACUCUUUGCAGAUCUCUCCAAGAUUUUGGUGACGCUUUGUAGGUUUUAAACAUCCCUUGUAGCAUGUCAGUGAUGCGCUGCAUCUCAUGAUGUUGUUUGAUUACAUCCAUUACUCCCAACUCCAAACGAUGGGCCAUGCAGUGGAUGUUGUAGAGCCAGGGAACCUUUUCUCUCAUCAAGGUUGCCAAUCCUCUCUCACGUCCAAUCAUAACUGCUGCACCGUCUGUUCCAAGAGCAACGAUGGAAGACUGCCAGUUGUCAAAACUGAUAGCUUCCAGUGCUGCACAAAUAAAAAUGAAUUAAUGAUUUAGAUUGAAUCAAAAGAGGUAGUCAUUCCAAUUUAGUAAUGUCAUAGAAAUUCCCAUCUGUCUCAAAGUGAAACAAAUUAUGUUAAUACUAACUCAAAUAUUAUGUAUAAUCAUCAAGUGUUUAGAUGUGAAUUAACAAUAAUCUCUUAUGAUUCUCAAGUACAGUAUUCAAAAUUAAAUCACAUCAAAAUUGCAAAUCACAUGAUAUUUUUCAAUGCCUACUCAUGAGGAUGAAAAAUAAGUUGGAAGUGUUUUAGUUAAGGAUGGAUAUUAUAUAAACUUAUUGAAAUGAGUUCUGAAUUGAAAAUUAAAUUAGUGAUAAAAGUUAUGCAUACACACCAAGUUUAAUUGCAUUGAAAUGACCAGGGGCAUUAGCAUGUUCCAAUUCUUGUAGGCCAAUGAGGACGUUCACUGGCACACCAUUCUUCAGGUAUCUAGCAUACAUCAGCUCAAGGUCCCGAUUGCUGGAGUCUGUACUGCUAUCAACAAGGAUACUAGUGUGUUUGGCACUUCGGACUUCAUGAAAAAUGGGUUCCAUGAUAUCAUUGUAGAUGAAAUCCACAAAUCUACACAAGACAGGAAAGAGAAAAAUUUACAAAAUGGUGAUGAAGAUUACUUAGUCACAUGUUUAAUAUUUAAUGAGAUCUUUUAUUCCGAAUUUCAACAAUUAAGUUUACUUUGUAUAUUUUUGUGAAGUUCAUCACUUUGUCAUUGUUCGAAUGGGAUGAAAUGAAAUUAAUGAGACAGAAAGAAGACAAUUCGAGAAAGAAACAAGUUAAAGAAAAAUAAAGAAAUGAGGCAAGCAAAAUAAAAAUAGAUGAAGACAAUUGAAAGAGAAGGGAAAACAAAGAUAGGAAGAAAGAGAAAACACAAAAAUAGAAAGUUGAGAAAAGACAGGGGGGAGAAAAAAUUAAAAAUGAGGAAAAGAAAAAUUAGGCCUAACUUUUGUUCUACAUAGUAAAGAAAAAGAAAAACGGAGAAAGGAAAGAGGAACAAGAAAAGAGAUUUUAAAAACAGGGAAGGAAGGUGACAGUCGUGUACUGAAAAUAUUAUUUUGAGAAGUGGAAUUGCUGUUAUCUUCAUUUUCAUAGAUUAAUGAUGCAUUGGGCUCAGUUUUGAAAAUGAAAUAAAAGUUUUGAUACUUCGUACGAAGCCUACUCCGUGCACCCUUUUCCGAGCCCAGUGCCAACGCCAAUAAAUCAGCGGCGGCCGGCCGGACCCCGUACCACGGCUGUGCGAGAGGCCUAACGACACAUGUAAGUUAGGGGCAGAGCCAGGAUCGGUGGUAGAUGAAGCCGACUCCGUAUAAAAUGACAGGCGAGUCAUAAAUUUUUAUUACCAUCAAUUGCAUUCCAAAAUUGUGAGGACAGUAGUAGUACUCAAUCGUUAAUUGAACCGAUAACGUGAUAAGGGUGUCAAAAACACAAAAAUAUUGAAAAAAGGGUAGGGGAGACCGGGAUUAGUUGGAACAUGGGGUAAGUUGAAACAUUGUAAUUUUCUUUAACGUCUUUAAAUAAAUUUCUGCAAUACUGCCCUCAAUUUAUUGUCAUUAUCAACAGCCAUCCACCAUAUUACAGACAGCACCUGUGCAACAAGCCUGGUGAAGUUAAUAAGGAAUUUUUGUUUUUUGACCUUCUGAGUAAUUUUUUUCUCUUUCAGAAAUGUUUGAUUAUCUCAGAGAAGUUUAUAGAUCAAGUUGGCUAGUUUGGGGGUAUAAUAGACACUUAUACCAAGCUACAAAAUGAGGUUAUUAAUAUGCCAUGGUGAAGUCCCUUUUUUGUGCUGUAAGCUUAUAAACGUCAAAUGGGCCUCCGGGGUUAGUUGGAACAAAAUUGAAGGGGCUAGUUGGAACAUGUUCCAACUUACCCCAAACAUAAUUAUGAAUAAAAACAUUGGAUAUGAGAAAAAAAUAUAUAAAGUAUUUCACACUCUUCUGAACAUGUAUUGUAUACCAUGCUUGUUUUGUUUAUCAGUUAGGUCUGAGUGUGCAUUUAAGGCCUAUUGUAGGCCCCUAAUGCAAUAUUAACCCUUAUCAAACUGGAGGGGGGGGUCAAUUUGAGCCCCCCCUCAAGAAAUGUCGUCACUACGCCGUCGCGCGAUUUUUUUUUUACUACACUGCUCGCUGACUUUUUACUUUCAAGUCUUGCGCAUCAUUUGAGACCAAAUUUGCGAUGCCUGUGUGCGCGAUUUCGAAAUUACGCAACAUUUUGUAUGUGCAUGUUCGGACCCAAAAUUGCUCAAAAACGUGAUUCCAUGUACAUUACAAGGUCAAUGCAAAUUGUGUUUUUCAACCAAAAGUCAUAAAUGUAUGAUUAUUUUUUUACUUUAGUUGGUUCAAAUAGAUUUAUUUUAUGCUAUUCAUGAUCGCAAAAGAGUCCCGACAAAGUUCAUCGGAAAAACAAAGGUUCGAAAAAAAAAAAUACAAAUAAAAAAUUUAAAAAAUACAUAAAUUUUAUUUUUUGCAAUUUUUGGUGGAAAUUUGUAAUAAAUGUGAAAAUUGAUACUCCCACCAAAAAUUAGCAUUCUACUAGCUUAAUAAAUAGAGUUAAAGGCAAAAACAUACAAAAAACAACAAAUUUAGGGCAAAUUUCAUAUGCUUAUUUGCAUAAGUAAUUAAUGAAAAAAAUAUAAACAAUUAAUUUUUGUCCUACAAAUUUGAUGCAGAAGUACAUGAAAUUGCUGAAAGUACACUUAAUUGCAUGUAAAAUCAAACGCACCCAAAUAUGCGGAAUUCUACUACACAGUCAGCUUGCGUGAGUGGCUGUAUAAUAGAAAACAUAAAGUUCAACAAAUCCACACUUAAAAAUUUUGAACUUGAAUAAAAUAAAGCAAAUAGGCUAAAACCAUGUAAUAUUACAGUUUUAAGUAGUUUUAGUAUAAUUCUUAAUUGACCAUGCAGUGUUCCAACUUACCCCAUACCAUGUUCCAACUUACCCCGUAUUGGGGUAAGUUGGAACGUUUGCGAUGGUCUUGUUCAAGGUGGAUUUUUUCAGUAACCAUAAUAGAGUUAAACAUUUUAUGGGGUACAUUUGAAGCCCUUAGAUAUAUACUUCAAGCUGAUAUAUUGAUUGUUUCUCGAAUAAAAUCUAUUUGGAUUUUACAGCCAUUUUUGUCAAAAAUGUUCCAACUAACCCCGGUCUCCCCUAUCUAUUUCGCUAGGAAAGUGACGUGUUUAGGGUCAAAUUUGCGGGGAUGAUAAAACAAAAUUAAAAUGUUUUAUAAAGGAUGUCCUUUUUGUCCCAACACUACGUGUUUAGAGUCCGAUUUGCGCGAGGUGUGGAAGGUGGGGCCGUACUCAACCAAAAUGUAUAAAGGUAAAACCGACGGACCCGUGCAUGACAACAAUAAAAUAUUCCUCUAUUUGUUUAGGGGUUCAUUUACUUGCCAAGAGUAUCGUUUUGUUUCCAAUACUUGUUAAGAGGUUCUUUUUCAGAAUAUGGAAAAUACGUGUUUAGGGUGCUUUUCGAGACCCCAUGGUCGCGCAUGGUAUCCACUCGUCAAUGGAAGCGGCCCCCCCCCCCGGGAAAUUUACGUGUAUUCACUUUCAACCAGCUAGUUAGCCAUUCCACACGUCAAUUUACGUUUGUUAUAUUUAUAAAUUAUAAUGCACAACGCCAUUAUUACGUCAAUCACCGAGCGCGAGACGUAGUACCAGCGUGCACUGCGCACAGCCCUGGAAAACGUGACGUCAUCGUCAUUGAGGCUGAUCUUCACACUUCGCUGCUUUUGCAUGUGUGAUUUCUUUUAUUUUUUCUUUCCCCGUAAAAAGCUACUGUACUGGUGAUUGAUACAACAAACGAAUAAACACAGUGUACGAGCCUACAUAGGCCUUGAGCUUUCUCUCAAAACUCUUGUAAUAAUGAGCCAAUGUUUAUGACAGUCAAGUUUUAAUUAAAUUACAAUUUUAAUUUUUGAGUCAAUAAUUUGAUAAUUAAAAAAAAAAUCUUACCUCCGACAUGCGUUGUCACUACUAUACAUUGAUCCCAAGCUCAGACCGUUCUUAAUCUGCAGCUCCACGAUGCUUGGAAAAGUGCGGAAAGAAAGUUCCUCUUUCACGAUGAAGUAGGCAGUGCUCAUGAGUCUAUUCAUUUGCUCAAAGCGAUGUUUCUCCAUCCUCCGCGCUACGCCAAGUAGAGUUGAUGGUACAUCUUUGGCGGCAAGAUCAUCAAUUUUUUUUUGCUUCCUUCGAUCUUUGGUGGGCCUUGCUUUUAGAGUGCGAUUGUAGCAUUUGCUUCCUAAAUGUGGCAGUUCCCUCAAGAAAUGGGUUUUUAUCACCACUUAAAUCGUACUUGCGACACCACAUACACCACAUGCUAUUUGUCUCCUCACAGUAUUCAACCCAUUCAAAGUCAUUUUUCCACUUUACUUGGAAUUGUCUUGCCCUUUUUCCCUCAUAUUUCCUUUUAUUCUUUGAUUGGGAUGGAGGUUCAGUCUCAGACUCCUCAGGUUCGAGUCGAUUCCCUGCCGACUUUGGUGGGAAAAAAUCCCACAAACGAUUUUGGCCACUCAUAUUCACAAUUCAACAUAUGCAACAAAAUGCAAAACAACAACUUUCAUCAACUGAUUCUAAACGGCAAGUUAGAAAACUAAGCCAAGAAGCCCAUCCCAAACUUGCCUUUCUUCUGAUAAGAGUGCGUUGUUUUCAAUUUACACCAGUACUAGUCUUUCUUCUAAUACACUGCAAAAACCAGGGUGUUAGAUUCAACACCAUAGGUGUUAAUAUUAACACCAUCCCGGUAUCUAUAUCGGAAAACACCAGUUGGUGUUAUAGAACACCAAGGACUGGAAUUGAAUAUCUUAAUUCUACUCUUGGCGUUGUAAUCCAAUUCUAUUUUUGGUGUUAAUAUAUAAUCCAACACCAUUUUUUGGUGUUACAAUGAAUCUGAUUUCUGGUGUUAUUUAACACCAAGGUCUGGAAUCAAAUGAUUUUAAUUCUAUUCUUGGUGUUGGAAUUCAAUUCUAUUUUUGGUGUUUGUGCAAAAUCCAACACCCGUGUUCGGUGUUACAAUGAUUCCUAAUUUUGGUGUUAUUUUACACCAAGUAUAGAAUCAAAUAGUAUAAUUCUUCUCUUGGUGUUGCAAUCCAAUUCUAUUUAUGGUGUUAUAUUACACUAAAGAUCUGGAAUUAAAUAUUUCAAUUCUACUCUUGGUAUUGCAAUUCAAUGCUAGUCUUAGUGUUUAAAAAAACUCAAGACACCAUUCUUUCAACACCAACAAUUCAAUUUAGCUCACUCAUUCAUAACACAUGCACAGAAAAUAUUCAAAUACACACAAUAAGUUAAAAGAAACAAACACUUGGUGCUUAUUUAUUCAAUAAAUUAAACAACUUGUUCUCAUUCAUGUUGAAUUCAAUGAUGCUUAUAGCGUUUUUAUCUUGUAUGUCUCAACAUUAAAUCGUUUUGUCAUAUAUUCAAAAUCUGUGACUCAUUUGUCUGAAUACAACAAAACACACUAUCUUUUUUAAUCAUUCAAAAUUUGUUCAAAAUAUGAAUGCACCCUUAUAAGUAGAAAAAGAUGAAAAAAUAAGGCUUGAGGAUGAAUCAAGUAACUAAACUCUUUUAAAACAUUUAAAAAUGUUAUUAUUCCUUUCAAGGAAUGAAAAAUCAAAGUACUUUCUAAUAAAUAGAAACUAAACAGGAUGCAAAAUGCAUGUAUAACUGAAGACAAAACAAAUAAAAUGUAAAUUGCUUCUACAUCAGAGUGAAUUAUGUAGCUAAUGAGAAUUUUGACACGUUUCACCUUGAAUCCUAUUACAUGCUUGCUGAAGGAAAAUAUUACAGAAUCUUUUUCAUAUGAAAUAUAAAGAGUGCCCCCCCCCCGCGCCAAAACACACAAAAAAAUCCUUGGACACUGCCAUCAAAAAAGGGAAAGUCCACACAUGAUAUUUUACUAUUUCAAUACACAGAAAAUACUUUUAGCAGCACGUUAAAAAAGGAAUCAUCAAAAUUGGUUAAGGAAUAAGGAAACUUUAGUCAUUUCAUUAUCUUGUAAAUCACUAUCCGCUCUGCAAAUUGGCAACACUUGAUGGCAUUAUGUAUGAUCAGCUCUCCAUUCAUAUUGUACACAAAAUUUCACAUAAUCUCAUUUUUCUCCAAAGUUAAUAUGAAUUUUAUACCCUCGGUCAAUGUAUAUUAUAUGGAAAGCCAUUUUCCUCAACAUACCUCGUCCAAAGGUUAUAAAGAAUAGGUAAAUUUUUAGAUAAAUACGAAAAUGUAACAUUCCAUGUACAAAGGUAUGGAGAGCUGAUCGCAUAUGACGCCAUCAAGUGUUGCCAAUUUGCAGAGCAAAUGUAGAUUUUCAAUAAAAUCUAAAUGACUGUAAUUUCUUUAUUCCUUGAUCGAUUUCGAUCAUUCUUUUUUUUUUUAUAUGUUCAAAUUAUUCUUUCAUUGAAAUAUGAAUACAUGUAGGGUGGACUUCCCCUUUUCAAGUAUUGCUUUUAAUUUCUUACGCUAGGAAGCAGUCUUCAAGAACUAUACCAAAACUGAUAAACCUUAUCCAGCAGUUUCAACAAGACUUUUUACCAAAGGCCUGCGACCAUUGAGAUUUAGGAUGAUUUAAUUAUUUCAGUACAUGGCUCACGGGGAUUUUAUCAGAAGUUAUUUCCUUCACUUCUUGUAAAGGCUUAAACAAAAGUUUCAAAAGCAUUAAAAAACACUAUAAAUUCUACAUUCAUCCUAAUAAAGGUGAACAUUCCUUUACAGCUUUCUGUUUACAAACAUGUGUUUCCAAUUUCCAGGAAAAAAAUAACAAAAAGUAAAAAUGAUUUGUUUCUCUAUCAACUAAUUCCCUGCUCUUUUUCCAACAGGGUAUAAACAAUAACAACAAAAUCAGUCUAUGCACUUUCAGUUCACUGGCUUUCAUGCACAAACAUCAUAAAUUUUUUUUUUCCUGUAAGAAAAAAAGAUGGGAAAAUAUACAACAGCUAUUUGACUAAAUUUGGUUUCGCAUUAACCAAUUUACAGAUGCUAACAAGAGUCCAAAAUAUUCUUGAUUAAGAUUAUUUUUAAAACCAAUUGAUACAACUAAGCAAAGCCAGACGUUAGCUUGAAAGCUUUAAAUUACUUAAAAAGUACAUGCCUUGGUGCUACAAAGUUGUCAUAAAAUCUAGUGGUUUGUAGUCAACAAGUUCCUUUUGAUUCUUCACUACAUGACAACGUGGAAAACUGAAUUCUACUGCAUAGGAAUGAUACUAGUGUGAAUUGUAAUACACUGUAUCUAAUUGGACAAGUACAAAAAAUACAUUGCUGUUGUGUACAAUGAUAUGCUCUAUUUGACCAAACAGAGGAAGCUCGCUAACAUCAUGGCAGACCAGAAGUGACAACUGAUAACGUGUUCCAUUUACUUUAACCCAGUUGGCAUCAAAGAAUUAAGUAGAAAGAUCCUCUACUUGAAUUUGCUCUUGCACAAUCUGUCCAAUAUUUUCAUCUAAAUCUGACAAAAGAAGUGAACUACCUGCCCCCCCCUGGCCCAACCUCUACUAUAUUCCAAAGGAUGGUUCGACUGUAGAUGGAACGUUAGUGCUGUCUGAUGUUUUUUGGCAAGUGAUUUACAAAUGUUUUUGUAAUUACGUACAGAUUCUGCAACACGGCCAAAAUAGUGAUGUUUCGCUUCGUAUCUCAUACACCAUACAUGUACGAGUGGGCCAACUUCUCUCAAACACGUUGGAUAAUGCACCAUAAAGUGAUGUUUUGGCAACAACCUUCUGUCAGGAAAUGUUUUCUGGAAAUGUGUGUGAUGUUCUUCAAUAAGAACAGGCAACUGGGCUAUCAAGCCUGCUGUCAAUUGAGGAGCAAAAAUAAUGUCCAUACAAUCUAGCAAUCUAAGUAGCAAUUCCCAGUAGACAUUUCCUUCUUCAAUGUCGUGAGCAAUAAUGAAUGGCAGAUUUCGAAUCAAGCACCAUGCUUGCAUAGCCUUCUGUCCAACAGCAUUACUAGCUGACCUAAGUUUGAUAAAGGAUGGUUUGUUCUUGUUAUCUGUACGGUUUAAGCAAUGGCUGGCGACUCUCUGAUUCAGUUCAUCUUGGGACAAGAGUGGCGGUUGCCUUUCAUAUAUGAAAUACUCUAGAACAAGUUUUAGCUCAUACUGAACUAUGCCUUCCAAAAGAUCAUGCAUUAUAUCUAGUGAAAAGUUUGCCAAAAUAUGAAAGUAAAUACAAUCAUUCAAUACAGUCUUUUAUUUCACUCCAAACACAUGUGACUGAAUAGUUUGAGCUUCAGCUGCUUCUAAUUAUGUUGCUCAUAAGUCUGCCUGCUGCGCAUAUCCAUUGAAACCUCUUUGAAUUUGUUCUGUGCCUCUUCCUUACUUGUAACACAUAAUCGACAGUAAUAAUGAGCAGAAAAGCUCUCUACAAAUCCAAAAAGGGAAUUUGCACCAAGAUUAUCAGCACUUAUUUGAGUAAUGGUCCCCUUCUUCACAACACCAUUAGGGAGAGCAAUGCCAACUGUUGUCAGGAUGUAAAUGUCUUUUACAAUGUGCUUGAAAAUUGCAUUAAAUCCAUAUUUCUUGGCAUCUUCAGCAUACCACAGAGCUAUAAGAUUGAUAUUGGAGAGAUUGGAAUUAUACUUUGGUGGCAGAUUUUUCAAAAUGAAAUAUAAAGCACCUAACUUGUGAAUUUUUGUUUUUGAACCAAUAGGGUUCACAGUCUCAAAAUCAUCAUAAAAACAGUGAAUCUGGAGGGCAUUCUCAUCUUCAUGGAAAAGAGGGAUUUUCUCAAAUUGUGAACCAUCACAAUAAUCUCUCAUUACACCAUCUGUGCUCUUAUGGUCAUGAGUAGCAAAAUGCAAUAUAUCUUUAUUGCUUAAAAGCUGCUUUAAAGAAUCUAAAAUAGGAACGUAAACAAAUGUAUCUUCAAUAGCAAUCUGUUCAUACUGCUUAGUUCUUUUAUUGAGACGACUAUCAUAUCAGAUGCCUAACUUGAUUUCUUGUGGUUCAACAAGUCCAAUUGAUUCACACAGUGCUUUGUCCGCUUAUAUUCUGAAUUCAAAUUUUCAAAGGGCUUUUCAAGCAUGGCUAAAUGUGUUUGAAUCUCCUUAUAAGCCUCGGAUUCUAUAGGCAGCUUAUGUUUUAAGAAAGCAGUUGUAACAGCUGCUGAUGCACUUAUACUACAUCACCCACAAUCACACUGGUUGAUUCUACUACAUCAUUUAUAACUUUUCCAGAGUUUGCACUAUUUGCUGAAAAUUUUGAAAUUACAUUUGCACACUGCCUGUUCAGGGUAUCUAUGGAUAAAAUGUCAUCUUCAUAUACAUCCUGAUCUUCAACAAUCUCAUCAUCAUCAAUAUUGAAUUCUUGAAGACUUGCUUCACAUAAGUCACUAACUCUAUCAUUUUCAUUAGACUGCUCUUCAUCAUCUGGAAAAUCAGUUUUGAGGUGAGUCUGCAAAUGUACCCGAAAUCCACGAAAAGUAUGAAAUGUUCUUGCACAAGCUCCCUGCCCACAGGUCAACACUUCUUUACCAUCUUCUAUUACUCCAUGUUUCAAUCUCAAAUGUUGAACUAAUUUGGGUAUUGCAAACUGUUUGUGGCAUUUGAAGCAAAUCAUGGCGCUAACAAUUUGGAUCGCAUUUCACGAACUCUGGGAGAUUCACGGGACACUCCCACAUCGAUUUCGUAAAUGGCAGUCUGGACAAAAGUCCAGAACUGCCGCAGAGACAAGCAGUACUGCAGGCCAAACACAAAGUGGGUUUUGAACAGUAAAUCUACUGCUGCUUCGACCGUGCGUACUGAACAUGGAAUGGCCUUGUGAUCCACGAUGAUCAAGUAGCUGGUGAUUCGGGCCUUGGAAUUGCCAAUUGCAAGAAGGAACGGUUGGCUCUGCGUCUCUUUUGUGCCGUUGAGGAAUGCUUGAAUACUCCCUCCAGUCUGUGUUGAAGACAAAUUAUUUGUAUAGAAUGUAACUAGCACCCAAAGCAUAUCAAUAAACAAUAUAUUUUGAUCACCAUUUUGAAACAACAGCCUUACAUGUAGUUCUGGGGGAAAUUCUUGUAUGUGUUUUGCAAAAGGGUUAUUGGACAGUAAUGUAUGACAUAAAACCGAUGAAAUAUACAUCAAAGAAAAGAAUUUGAAUCUGUCCAUCAAAUGAUAUCAUCAAAAUAUCAGAGUACCAUAUUUUUUGUAAUUACUAGUAAAUAAAAUUUUUCUUAACCUGUAGAGGGGUAAAAAUGCAAGUACUUUCAAAGCAGGUUUUAUGUAUAUGAUUAAGGUGCAAGGUGGGGUGAAAAUGAACAAUUUCGACAGCUGAAGUAUAUUGGUUAUCGAAUCGAAGAUAAUAGGAGAAACCCCAACAAACUAUAUAUCAAUGGAAAGCUCAUACUUCAAGGAAUGAUAAAAUGCUCAUUUUGCCACGUUUGAACAGAUAAUAUGCAAAUUAGGCUAAUUACACCCAAAACAUCAAAAAAUUUGAAAAAAAUAAUGUUCAUUUAAAAAAUCUAACUUCUUCGUCAAUUUCCAUCCAAUUUGCAUGAAAUUUUUAGGACAUAUUUGGGUGGGCUAAUAAUCAAAUUAAUGUCGGGUUUUUUGAAAAUUUUGAGCAGAACCUAAUUUUUUUUUAUUUUCGUUGAAAUUUCAGAUUUUUCUUUGAUUUUUCAUCAUAAAAACUCUCGUGGGGUAGCUAUUGCAAAAAGCCACCAUUAAUUUGAUUAUUAGCUUAUCCCAAACAUUUCCUGAAAAUUUUAUGUAAAUCGGACGAAAAUUGACGAAGGAGUUACAUUUUUAAUAAUUUUUGCACGAAAAAAUCUGAUUUUGAGAAAACAGCCAUUUUGUUUUCUUUAACUAAUGGUUUACUAUGGGGAAAAAAUUCAUACCCCAUUUUUAAGAGAGAUAAGAAUAUAUUUGCAGAAAAUGGAAACCGGAAUCAAAGAGUACACAUAUAAAGAUGCCUUUUCAGCUAGGAAAAAAAAUUUGACCUUCAAUUUUUUUUUACCCCACCUUGCACCUUAAGCAGGGUCUUUCUGAUGUGGAUGGUCAAGACAUUUCAACUUCCAUAAGAAGGAUUACGAAAAAUAAAGAUACAAUUUCUGCACUAUUAUUAACUUGCAGCAAAUUUGUAUUGAAUUUUUACUAUUGCGGCAUGAAAUAUCACACAAGUUGUUACUAUGUUCUCAUAUACAACAUGUUCUUAGUAUUUGUUUGCAAACCCCGAUGUCUAUAUGAGCUGUUUAAGUUUAUUUUAUGCGAAUUGAGGCGGACGAAGACUGACAAAUUGAACAAAUAAGGAAGAUUAUACAUGCAGUGCGAAGGCGAAUUGUUCUCUGGGACAAUAAGCAUGAGUUUGUACAAGUCACCUUCGCGCGGUGCGUAUAAUGUUCCGUAUUUCUCCAAUUCGUCAACUUUCGUCUGCCUCAAUUUGCAUAGAUGUGAGGGGGCUUUUACUCUGACCAAUUUUAAGGCGGGUGAAGUUCUUGAAUAGGCCUAAAUUUCUUGAGCAAAUCAGUCUAAGCCUCAAGAUCAUAAACCAAUAUAAUUGUUCUCUUUGAACACACAUCAAGAUGCUUUUUGCAACUUUUUUUUAAUGCAGCAAGAAUGUGUUUUAUGAGCAGGGUAUAAACAGGGCUCCACACUAACCCAUUUUUUCUACUGGUCCAACCUAUUCAUGUCGGACCAGUAGAUACCCAGUUUUUCAAAUUUUUACUGGUCCGAACCUAAAAUCUACUGGUCCCCCAAAAUAAAGAAAACAUUUAAAAAAAGGCGCAAGUUUAUUUUUCGAGCCUUUCGUUCCCCCCCCCCCACCAAAUAAAAUGAAGGAAUGAAGGACAAAAAGAAAGCAAGACA
Molecule: messenger RNA, 24327 nt
Organism: Lytechinus pictus (painted urchin)
Lineage: Eukaryota; Metazoa; Echinodermata; Echinoidea; Temnopleuroida; Toxopneustidae
Product: NAD-dependent protein lipoamidase sirtuin-4, mitochondrial-like
Exons: 2
Coding region: 634-1761 (375 amino acids)
Cellular component (GO): nucleus; mitochondrial matrix
Molecular function (GO): NAD-dependent protein lysine deacetylase activity; NAD+ binding
Source: RefSeq, a predicted model, not a curated record